CAAGGUAAAUCAGCAAGUGCUCCUUCUGCUGAAUUACUAGAAAAUGAUAGAAUCAUAUUACAACAGCUACUUAGACCUUAUCGAUCUGAAGAUAUUUUGAAUGUUAAUGAAACUGAACUUGCAGAUUAUAAUAUUUAUGAUGCCUUACUUAAUGCAGCAGAAGCUUGGUCUAUGGUAUCACCAGAAACAAUUGCAAAUUGCUGGCGAAAAACUAAUAUCCUUUCACAAGAAGCAAGUUUUCCAAUUCCAGAUCAUGAAAACGAAAUGCAAGAACUUGAAGGAUUAAUUAACCACUGA
Messenger RNA from Funneliformis mosseae, 297 nucleotides. Lineage: Eukaryota; Fungi; Glomeromycota; Glomeromycetes; Glomerales; Glomeraceae. The record is from the annotation of a GenBank genome assembly.